Messenger RNA from Mycosarcoma maydis (corn smut), 1710 nucleotides. RefSeq names its product putative amino-acid permease family protein. Gene Ontology annotation, molecular function: amino acid transmembrane transporter activity. Gene Ontology annotation, cellular component: membrane. The record is from RefSeq and is a predicted model, not a curated record. Gene Ontology annotation, biological process: amino acid transmembrane transport. Lineage: Eukaryota; Fungi; Basidiomycota; Ustilaginomycetes; Ustilaginales. Bases 1 to 1710 code for a protein of 569 amino acids. The transcript has a single exon.
AUGUCUGCCACCAAUCCAUAUGCCGCGCAAGCCGGUUCAACAUUUAAAGAGGUGGCUUCGCCCUCACAACCCUCGUCUCCGGACCACCAAAAUGUCGAAAAGGCGGAUUCCAAGUCGGUUUCGGCUGAUGGCUCGAAUGAGCCACCGGCAGAGGAGCUUCGACGAGCGCUCGGUACUCGUCACAUGGUCAUGAUCGCCAUCGGCGGCAUCAUCGGACCGGGUCUGCUCGUAGGUUCCGGACAGGCGUUGGCGAAUGCUGGACCUGUAGGAGCCUUGAUCGCCUUUGCGAUCACAGGCGCGAUUGUCUAUUUCGUAUUGCAAGCGCUUGGAGAAAUGGCAACGCUGUUCGCGAUUCGCGGAUCAUUUAUCGAAUAUGCCGGCAGGUGGGUCGAUCCUGCUCUGGGCUUCGUGGCGGGCUGGAUCUACUGGGAACUGUGGAUCAGCGUCCUCGCCAACGAAUACAACGCCGUCGCCAUUGUCAUCCGAUAUUGGGAUGGUGCUCAAGCCGUCCCAACAGGUGCGUGGAUCGCCAUCUUCUGGGUCCUCUUUAUGGGACUUUCCAUGCUUGGUGUCCUAGCGUACGGCGAGGUGGAGUUUGUGCUUGCUACCGUCAAGGUGAUCGGCAUCGUCGUCUUUUUCAUCCUCAGCAUCGUCAUCAACGUAGGUGGUGCAGGAGGCGAUCAGGGUUACAUCGGAUUCCGUUACUUCAAGACGCCCGGUCCUUUCAACGGAUCCGGUUUGGACGCCCUCAACGGUAUCGCCAAGAUCCUUGUCGUUUCAGCAACGCUGUACGCCGGAACCGAAGCGACCGCCAUCACCGCAGCAGAGGCAAAGAACCCUGCCAAGGCGGUUCCUAUCGCGAUUCGUUCCGUCUUCUAUCGAAUUCUCGUCCUCUACCUCGGCACCAUCUUUUUCAUCGGCCUCAAUGUGCCUUCUGACGAUCCGUCGCUUGUCUCGGCAAAGUCCAAGGCGGCUGCAUCACCUCUUACUAUCGCACUUAAGCGUGGCGGCAUCGGUGCAGCUGCUUCGCUCAUCAACGCUCUCAUCAUCCUCAGCGUGAUCUCGGCCGGAAACUCUUCGCUCUACAUUGCCUCGCGUACUCUGCAAUCACUCGGAGCUACCGGUCGCGCGCCAAAGAUCUUCGGAUGGACUUCGGCAACUGGCAAAGUGCCCAUCCCGGCAUUGGUGCUUUCCAACCUGGUCGCUCUGAUCUCGCUGCUCUCCAUCAACGCCGGCGCUUCGACCGUCUUCACCUACAUCAUCAACAUCUCUGGUGUCAGCACGUUUGUCAUCUUUGCCAUCAUCUGCCUCUGCCAUAUUCGCUUCCGUCAAGCAUGGCUCAGGCAAGGAAAGAGUCUGGACGAGCUACCUUUUAAGGCGUUUCUCGCUCCGUACGGUUCGUGGGGAGCGUUUAUUCUCAACAUCGUCUUGAUGUUUUUCCAGGGCUACACGACGUUUUUGAACCCCAGAAAGGCGGCGGACAUUGUUGUGGCGUACAUUGUUAUUCCUGUUGCAGUGGUCUUGUAUUUCGGCUGGAAGCUCUGGCACAAGACCCAGGUCGUUGCGCUCGAGGAUCUGGAUCUGGAUAGUGGAAGGCGACUCAUCGAGGAUUUCGAGCCUUUACAGGAUUUGCCCGACGACGAGGUGCUCGAGAAGAACAAGCCGUGGUACAAGAAUCCCAAAAAGAUCUUCGGCCGAAUCCUGGCAUGA